GUCCAGUGAAAUAGUGCACGACAGCCUGCAAAGACGCGCAUGAAUCUCCCGCAGCUGUGAAGCGGCCGUUAGCGGCACUUCCUGGAGACGCUGUGACCUCCGCGUGAACUUCCGGUGCAGGAAACCUACAUCCGAGGAGGCGGAGGCACGGAGGCCAGCAGCGACGACGCCACAUCAUUUGUUUAUUGUUUGUUUGACGGUCUGUUCUUCCACUGGAGCCAAUUUAAAGCUCUCCUAAAACGGACAAGACAGAUAAAUUCUCCAUUUCCCAGACCAACGGGUCUGGGUGAUGCUCAGGAUGCCGGGUCAACUGGACAACCUGAAGUCCAGAAAGAGGAAGAGCAACUCCAGAAAGGCAUCUUCUACAAAAAAGAAGAGUCACAGACGCACCUCGGCAGCGUUGGACACCAGUUGUGUGGUCCGAGGCUCCAGCACGGACAGACUUUCCAGCAUCAGCUGUGAGUGCCACCAGUCUGCCGGCAGGAGGUGCUCAGGUUCUCCAGAGCCGGAGAACCUGGAGGGGAAGGAGAAUGAGCGGAGGAUGGGGCUGGACCUAGACAGCUGCAGAGUGUACAGCUACAAAUACGUCACAGACCUCAUGGACUACGAAGACAACAGCAAGAACCUAUUCCCAGAUGACGACAGUAACCAGAUUCUGCCUGUGGAACACUUCUUUGGGAACUUGGAUGCUUUACAGGAUUUCCCUCAGAGAUCAGCAGCAGCGUCGACCCGUGUGCAGAAAGGCCACAGGAGGAGACAUUACUACGCACCAGAGGACAGCGACCAGGACGAGGGGGAGCACAGCAGCAUGCAGCAGGAGUCCAGAGGGGGGGGGCCUGCUGAAGAGCAGCUGCACCAGGACUGUGGACGGAUCCUGCUGGUACACUCACACUGAUGGUGUUCAGAGUUGGACAGAUGACAUCCUCCACUUUCAAAUGUACAUACUGUUAACAAACUGCACACCAGUGCACUGACUGAUGGCAAUCACCACCACGUCCAUCUGUUUUACAAUGUGUGUGUGUGUGUUUGAGAAUCACCAGGUGCUUACACAUGCAAUUUGCAGCCUGUAAACUCUGACGAAAACCGUCCAAAUGCCCAAAAAAAACUCAUUCCUCACCCAAAACAUGUGGUCUGAGCUGUAACAUUUAGGGUUGGGCAGUAUGAACAAAAACUAAAUGUUUUGAAAGUGUUCCUCCUGACUGAGCGUUCCAGUCCAGUUUGUCCUGUGCUGACAUCACAUCCACACAAACAUGGAUCAGGUCUUUGCCAAACGUAUUGCCUAGCCCUACUGCCACUGUCUGUACAUGCACAACAUAUUCCAGGUUUGUUCUGAAAGGGAACAUUCCGAGUAUGCUUGGCUACUGAAAAUAUGUAUUCCACCAAAAUUCCUGUUGAUAUUCAUCCAAUAACAGAGUCAUUAGAACUAGAGAAAGCCCAGGUCAUAUGGAUAUUCUGCAUCUACUGAAUAAACGUCCAAAGAACUGGUAUAAAACUGAACAUUUGAUAUAUGGAGUAUCCUGUGUACAUGACCGGCAUCACACUGACAAUCCUGUCAAAUUUGGAACAAUAGUGGAAUAUGAAUGCGCAUGUGAAUGUAGUGUUGAAUUCCGAAAUGGGAUGAGUCUGUCCACUUGAGGGGAACGUGUAGUUGAGCUUGUUUUCUUAUUUAUUGACUUUCUGAGGCUGUGUUCACAGCACUUGAAUUUAAUGCUGUAAAUUCUCUGCAAAUGUCCAUAUUUGUACAAAACUAAAUAGAAUGAUGCAGUUUGAGAAAAACAAAGUUGAAUACAAAGACGUCACUUUAAAAUAGUUAUUUUUCUGCUAAAAAGCUUUACAUGUCAGAGCAGUGGAAAUGCCACGUCAUGUUCAGAUGGAAUAAACGGGGUGAAGAGCAGACUGACCAAAGAGCAGCUCCGAAGCAGGACUUUCAGAUCCAGUUCUACGAGGAUUUAAUGUCAGCAGGAGGGUUAGGGUGAGAGGCUGAAAGUGUUAACAUGAGGAAGACUUUUCCAUCAGUGAUGAUCAUCACCAUCAGUGGGUCUGAAGCUUAAAGGGUGAGUUUCAUCCUCAGUCAAAGUUGAUGUGAAACUUCUUUAUGGCAGUGCAUAAAACAUUCAUACAUACAGAGAACUAGAGGCAAAAACACAGUUACAGAAGUACAGCACGUCAUUUUAUGUGUGAAAUUUGAUAGAAAAUAUGAAAGUACAAAAGGCAGCAUCAAAAACUAUUCACUCUGACACGUCUUGGAAUAUUGAGCUUUUUUCUCAAAGACAGUUACAGCUUUUGUUGUAAUUUCUAUCUUGUAAUAUUGCUUUUUUUUUUUUUUUUACCCCCAGUGGUACAACUCUUAUUUUCAAAAAGACAGUUUUUUUCCACAGUGCAGUCCUCCGACUCCUUUGAACAUUCAUAACAUGAUAAAAAUAGUCUGUUUCAUAAACUGUCGAACUGGUCUUGACUGUUUUCUAUCUAAACACUGAAUCAUUUAGUGUUGUAGCUCAACACAAAAUGACUUCAGAUGUUUAUGGUGAUGAUUGUCAUUCUCUUCAUCCUGCACUCAGCAGGUGUCAUUCAUUUAACAGCACAUCUGUGGCAGCUGGAAAAAAGUAUCAGUACACACUUAAGACAUUUACCAAAAUUCUGUUCAAGAUUGUACAACUUUAAAAGAAAAAAAAAAAAAAAAAAGAGUAAAAACACUGAUUUUGCAACGUACUAAGUGAACUGUGGAAAACCUAACUGAUACUUAGAGAAUCCAAGCCUGAGGUUCACAGUCAUUUGCACAACCAUUGUUAAAUUUUGUAUUUUCUGAUCCAAUCAGAUGUUUUCUAUAUUUUUACUGCCUUUGAGCUCAUGCCUUAUUUAUACAAGCGCUUCAUACUCUGCUAUGCAAUUGUUGGACUGAGUAAAUGUUUCAUUGUAUUCAGACAAUGCAUCAAUGUCAUGACAAUGUCAUUACUGUGCCAACAUGGGAACAAAUAAAUGGCUUUCGUGA
Sphaeramia orbicularis (orbiculate cardinalfish) is the source of this 2989-nucleotide messenger RNA. It is a transcript of the gene cunh1orf174, whose product is annotated as chromosome unknown C1orf174 homolog. The transcript is spliced from 5 exons. NCBI's taxonomy places the organism in Eukaryota, Metazoa, Chordata, Actinopteri, Kurtiformes, Apogonidae. The record is from RefSeq and is a predicted model, not a curated record. The coding region runs from base 290 to 895 and encodes 201 amino acids.